Messenger RNA from Pogoniulus pusillus (Red-fronted tinkerbird), 1573 nucleotides. It is a transcript of the gene BID, whose product is annotated as BH3 interacting domain death agonist. Lineage: Eukaryota; Metazoa; Chordata; Aves; Piciformes; Lybiidae. The transcript is spliced from 6 exons. Gene Ontology annotation, biological process: positive regulation of release of cytochrome c from mitochondria; positive regulation of extrinsic apoptotic signaling pathway; positive regulation of intrinsic apoptotic signaling pathway. Gene Ontology annotation, cellular component: cytoplasm; mitochondrion; cytosol. The coding region runs from base 86 to 655 and encodes 189 amino acids. The record is from RefSeq and is a predicted model, not a curated record.
AGCCAGCACACACUUUCAGGUGGAGUGCAAGAGCUUCUGGUCUGAGGCAGAAGGUCAUAAGAGCUACUCCAUCUCUGAAGCCAUCAUGGAACAGAUCAAUGGAUCUGUCCAGAUGGAGUGUGUGCUGCUCUACACCUUCCUGGAGGCAUCCUCUGACUGCAAGUUCCGAGAGCAGCUGCACUGCCUGCAAAGCCAGGGGGCGAUGCCUUUCCUGACAGGCAGCCCUUACGACGACGAUGUGGAACUGCAGACCGAUGGCAAUCGGGGCGGCCGCAUGCAGAACGGUGAGCCAGUGUUUGACCAUGAGGUAAACGAAGAAGUUAUCCGGAUCAUUGCCGCUCAGCUCGCGGAGAUUGGGGACCGCUUUGAUCAGGAAAUCAAAGCCAGAGUAGUGAACGAUCUCGUGCAGCACUUUGUGAAUGAGAACCUGUCUGGAGAGGAGAUAACCCAGCGCCUGUCAGAGGCAGUGGAGGGGCUGGUGCAAGCCAUGCCCUUGGACAUGGAGCGGGAGAAGGCCAUGCUGGUGUUGGCAAUGGUCUUAACUAAGAAAAUUGCCAAUACGAUGCCCUCCCUCCUACAGCGUGCCUUCAGCACCACUGUGGCCUACAUCAACCAGCAGCUGCACAACUACCUUGCCCGACUGCUGCGUGACUGAGCUCCUACCCUGUGGAGAAUGUGGACUCCUGAAGACUUUCUACUUGGAUAUAUGCAAAUCACUUUUUGUGUUCUUAACUUCUGAGAUAGAGCUGUGAAAGGGAAGUGAGAGCUUCAUAGAUAGGCCUUUGACUAGCACAGCAGUGAUGGUAGUGUGAGCUGCUUGCCAGCUCUGCCAGUACCCCCAAGUAGUGCUUAGCCUUUUUUAAUUUGUUUUCCUUUCCAGUAGCAGACAGUGCAGGGCCUGGCUUGUGUCCCUGGAGGCAGUGCUAUGGGCUCACAGCCUGCCCUCUAUCUCUUUGGGUGUUUUCUUUUCCCUAAUCAGCCCUAGCCUUUUGCUUUUAGUUUUUCUCUUCCCAGUCCUGCUCCUGGUGCUACAGCUGAGCCAUGCUGAGUGUUUACUGCUGCCAGGAAGGCCUCAGACUGUAGAAUGGGUGGUUACAAAGGUGGGAGGGGGGAAAUCAGGUCUGUCAUAAACAGAAGAUGGCAACAAGAGAGAACAAUCCUCUGGGAAGUAGGGGUGAUUAGCCAGGGAAGGCUGACGUACAGAUGCUUCAGUAUCAGUUGCCAUAAACCUGUGCUUCAAAAACAGAUCAAGAAACUGUAAAAAAAGUGUAGACAAAUUCUUUUGGGGACCACAACCUGGAUAUGCUUGAGGAAGAGUUUCAGCUUUAGAAUAUCUUGCUCUAAAGAGGAAGAAGGUAUCAGCCUUGGCUCAGGAGGCAUACCUGGCAUCUCUUACAAGUGCAUAUACCUCAGGUUGAACAAAAUCUGACUUGAGUUGUUUGAUGCAUACCUGUAAGCACACACAGGGUGGCAAAGGCUUCACCUGUGAUCCAGCUGCUUCAGAAGUUUUGAAAUGAUGUAAAUAUUUUGUAGGGUUAAGUUAAAUAAAGGUGUCAGUUCUUCUGGCAAUGCA